CUAACCACAGCACCGAACUCGCCAUGUCCCACAGGAAGUUCGAAGCCCCCCGCCACGGGUCUCUGGCCUUCUUGCCGCGCAAGCGCGCUGCCCGUCACAGGGGUAAGGUCAAGAGCUUCCCUAAGGAUGACUCCAAGAAGCCCGUCCACCUGACGGCUGCCAUGGGUUACAAGGCCGGUAUGUCCACGAUCGUCCGUGAUCUGGACCGUCCCGGUGCGAAGCUGCACAAGAAGGAGAUCGUCGAGGCUGUCACCAUCAUCGAGACUCCUCCUAUGAUCGCCGUUGGUCUCGUUGGUUACAUCGAGACUCCCCGCGGUCUCCGCUCGCUCACCACCGUCUGGGCUGAACACUUGAGCGACGAGGUCAAGCGUCGCUUCUACCGCAACUGGUACAAGAGCAAGAAGAAGGCCUUCACCAAGUACGCCAAGAAGCACUCCGAGUCCUCCGGCCAGUCCAUCACCCGCGAGCUUGAGCGUAUCAAGAAGUACUGCACCGUCGUCCGUGUCCUCGCCCACACCCAGAUCUCCAAGACUCCCCUCAAGCAGAAGAAGGCCCACCUUAUGGAGAUCCAGGUCAACGGUGGCUCCAUCGCCGACAAGGUCUCCUACGGCCACGGUCUCUUCGAGAAGCCCAUCGAGAUCUCCUCCAUCUUCGAGGACAACGAGAUGAUCGAUGUCAUCGCUGUCACUAAGGGUCACGGAUACAACGGUGUCACUGCCCGUUGGGGAACCAAGAAGCUUCCGCGCAAGACCCACAAGGGUCUCCGCAAGGUUGCUUGUAUCGGUGCCUGGCACCCGGCUCACGUCCAGUGGACCGUUGCCCGUGCUGGUCAGAUGGGUUACCACCACCGUACCUCCGUCAACCACAAGAUCUACCGUAUCGGCAAGGGUGAUGAUGAGGGUAACGCCUCCACUGACUUCGAUGUCUCCAAGAAGCAGAUCACUCCUAUGGGUGGCUUCGUCCGUUACGGUGAGGUGAAGAACGACUUCGUCAUGAUCAAGGGUGCCUGCCCCGGUGUCAAGAAGAGGGUCAUGACUCUCCGCAAGUCUAUGUUCACCCACACCUCCAGGAGGGCUCUCGAGAAGGUCGAGCUCAAGUGGAUCGACACCUCCUCCAAGUUUGGUCAUGGUGCUUACCAGACCCCCGCCGAGAAGAGGCAGUACGAGGGUACCCUCAAGAAGGACCUCCAGACCCCUGCUUAGAAGUGUUCUGGCAGUUGUUAGGUGUUUCUUUUCAAAGGCUCUUUGGCGAAUGGGAUAGGUGCAAUGCAUGGAUGCCAAUGAUCAUGAGCGUCUAAUGCAAAAAAUUUAACGAUUCCCC
This is a messenger RNA of Macroventuria anomochaeta, 1320 nucleotides long. RefSeq names its product 60S ribosomal protein L3. Gene Ontology annotation, cellular component: cytosolic large ribosomal subunit; ribosome. The record is from RefSeq and is a predicted model, not a curated record. The coding region runs from base 24 to 1202 and encodes 392 amino acids. The transcript has 4 exons. Gene Ontology annotation, biological process: ribosomal large subunit assembly; translation. Gene Ontology annotation, molecular function: RNA binding; structural constituent of ribosome. Lineage: Eukaryota; Fungi; Ascomycota; Dothideomycetes; Pleosporales; Didymellaceae.